Molecule: messenger RNA, 1619 nt
Organism: Neofelis nebulosa (Clouded leopard)
Lineage: Eukaryota; Metazoa; Chordata; Mammalia; Carnivora; Felidae
Gene: COMT
Product: catechol-O-methyltransferase
Exons: 5
Coding region: 141-947 (268 amino acids)
Biological process (GO): developmental process; dopamine metabolic process; catecholamine catabolic process
Cellular component (GO): axon; dendrite; membrane
Molecular function (GO): catechol O-methyltransferase activity; magnesium ion binding
Source: RefSeq, a predicted model, not a curated record
CGCAGCCGCCAUCGCCAUCACCGCCAUAGCCACGCGGGGCCUCUCGGGCGCCCGGGGCUGUCCGCGGCGCUGCCUGCGCCGGCCCGGGGCGGGUCCGCCUGGCCAAGGACGCCGCCGCCGCCGCCGCCGCCGAAAGCGAAAUGCUGGAGGCCCCACCCCUGCUGUUGGCAGCCUUCUCAUUGGGCCUGGUGCUGCUGGUGCUGCUGCUGUGCCACUCCUACUCGGGCUUUCUCCUUAUCUGCUGGAAUGAGUUCGUCCUGCAGCCCCUCUACAACCUGUUCAUGGGCGACACCAAGGAGCAGCGUAUCCUGCGUCAUGUGCUGCAGCAUGCGGUGGCCGGGGACCCACAAAGUGUGCUGGAGGCCAUCGAUACCUACUGUUUACAGAAGGAGUGGGCUAUGAAUGUGGGUGACAAGAAAGGCCAGAUCUUGGAUGCAGUGGUGCGGGAACAGCGCCCAUCGGUGCUGCUAGAGCUGGGGGCCUACUGCGGCUACUCAGCCGUGCGCAUGGCCCGCCUGCUGGAGCCCGGGGCCCGACUGCUCACCAUUGAGCUCAACCCUGACUACGCCGCCAUCACCCAGCAGAUGCUGGACUUUGCAGGCCUGCAGGACAGGGUAACCGUUGUGGCCGGGCCAUCCCAGGACAUCAUCCCCCAGCUGAAGAAGAAAUACGAUGUGGACAUGCUAGACAUGGUCUUCCUUGACCACUGGAAGGACCGGUACCUGCCAGACACCCUUCUCCUGGAGGAGUGUGGCCUGCUACGGAAGGGGACAGUGUUGCUGGCCGACAACGUCAUCUGCCCAGGAACACCAGAAUUCCUGGCAUAUGUGCGCAACAGCAGCCGCUUUGAGUGCACACACUUCACCUCGUACCUGGAGUACUCGACAGCAGUGGAUGGCCUCGAGAAGGCUGUCUACAUGGGCCAGGAUGGCCCAGCACAGCCUUGACCACCCACCCUGCUCCAGGCUCCCUUGCCAAGCCUGGUUAUGAAAAGCACAACAGAUGCACUCCCGCCAACCCUGCUUUUGCAGUUCUGGGGUCUGUCCUCAAUGUAGCACACUUGAGGCUUGUGAGGCCAAAGCCUGCCUACACUGGACCCUCUGCACGGCGACUGGGCUGUCACCACUGGUCCACCCUAAGUGCAGCCAGCUUACCAUGCAAAAUCACUGCAAUACAUCUGGAAAGUACGUUUGUAAAUACCAAUCAGAACAGGUGGUGCCUGUGAUGGUGUCACUCACUCCCACCAGCAUUUUCGAUCAAUUAGGUUUCUUACAUCGACAGGUCCUCAGGCACUGACAUAUUCAGCAGACAUUGGAAGUCGGCGGGGGGGGGGGGAGUUGGGAACAUUUGGAAACUGUUGGGCUGUGCACUCAGUCUGUCCUUCAGGUUUGCCAUCACCAGGUGGCAGCAAUGCCUCAGUGAUGGCACUGUGCCCAACAACUAUCCACUUGUGAUUCCUGCAUUCUUUCACCUUCUUGUAAAGAAUGAAACACAACUUUACUAACAUCAGCUCAGUGUUAAUAAUCCUAUAUGCCAGUAUCACAUUUAAAAGAUGCUAAAAGAGAAAUUAAAAAUCUAAAUAUUUAAAUAAAAGAGAUCAACUUAGUGCUUCUUUUUAA